This is a messenger RNA of Dictyostelium purpureum, 3621 nucleotides long. RefSeq lists its product as uncharacterized. Gene Ontology annotation, biological process: positive regulation of amyloid-beta formation. The record is from RefSeq and is a predicted model, not a curated record. The transcript is spliced from 3 exons. Gene Ontology annotation, cellular component: trans-Golgi network. Bases 1 to 3621 code for a protein of 1206 amino acids. NCBI's taxonomy places the organism in Eukaryota, Evosea, Eumycetozoa, Dictyosteliales, Dictyosteliaceae.
AUGUUUAAAUUUAGAAAACUGUUUUCAUUAGAACAUGAUGUUGUACCAAAAAUACCAUCAACUCAAUUGCCUACAGCAUCAGAGGCAACAUCAUUUAGACCAAUUAUAUUUAAAAAUUCACAACCAGUCGAAUUAAUGGGUAAUAGUUCUAGCGCGCAUAGUCCAACACCUUCAAUAUCAAGUAGUUUUGGAGGAUUUUCAUCACCAUCACAUAACAAUAAUAACAAUAACAAUAACAAUAGUAAUCAUCAAAAAAAUAAUAGUGGCAACUACGUUGCAAGCAGUAGCUUUACAAAUACAAAUCCAUUGGGUAUCCCAGUAAACCCAUUAAAAUUAAACAACUCAAGUUUACCAAAUAACGACUUCAAACUUGGUACCUCACUAAACAACAGUCAAUAUGAUUUGGAUGGCGAAUCCAAUACAAGUAGUACAAGCCCUGACGGUGAAGAUAAAACUGAUAACUUAAAUAAAAUUUAUCAACAAAUUAAUUAUUCACAAUCAAUUAAUCUUCGAAUUAUUGGUAGAGAUAAAGGUGUAAUUUUAAUUUUGGCAAGAAACUCAAAAAACAAUGGUACUUAUAUCGACUUUUUUGAUAUCUCAAAACAUGAAUAUACAACAAUUUUAGAACAUCCAGGAAAUGUUGUCAGUGCAUCAUUAAGUGCUGAUGCAAAUAGAUCUUUUUUGGUAUUUACAGUUAAAUCAAUAAAUCCAAAAACCCAAAAAGAUUCAUAUUCAUCAUUUAUUUUUGAAACUUUAAACAAAAAACAACCACAAAACUUUAUACCAUUAGAAAUUGAUUCAGAAAAUCCAUUGGUUUAUCAUUUUUUAGCAGGAUUUCAUGAAAAGCAACAUUGUACAUUAUUAUUAUUUCAAAAUGAUGAAUGUCAUUCUGUAAAAAUUCAAUUAAAAACAGAGGACAACUCCUCCAAUCAUCACCAUAACCACUAUCCAUAUCAAUCUAUAGCGACAAAUAAGAAGACCACCAAAUCACUAAUAUUUAAAAGAUGCUAUUGGUAUCAAUUUGAUUAUCACAGUCAAAUAUUGUAUAGUUUACAUUUGAAGCAAAAGUCCAACUCCACUUUUUCUGCCAGCAGUAUAGGUGGCGUAGGCAAUUCAAACAACUCUAACAACAGUGGUACACAAGAAAGUCUUUUAAAAAUAUGGGCUUUGACCGGACCAAAAAUUAUAAAUACUCAUGAUGGUAUACCGUUACAUCUAAAUGUUAGUCUCGAAAGAAAGAUGUCUUCAAACUUCCCAUUCCCAUUAGGAGUUGGUAAAUAUGCUCCUUAUGAAGAACAACAAGUAUAUCAAAAUAUACAUAUCGUGCGUCUACCAACAGUUGGUCUAUGUUUGUGUCAUCAAGAGGAAUCAUCCAAACCAACACUUUCAAUUAAGAUCUCAAUUUAUCUACUUCAUUUAAAGCAAAAGAUUAGAUACUCGAUACCUUUGAAUACAAUGGAUGACGGAUGGUCAGCUGUUUCGAAAACUAGAGUAUUAUUUGAUAACUUUGGUAGUUUACUCAUGGUUUAUGUUCCUGGAUAUUUCUUUCAAUUUAUUGAUUGCGCACACGACCAUGAUCCAUCAUUUGGUAUUACACUAUACAGUAAAGAUUUAUCAACACCAUUAGCAGGAAUGAAUCACUCUCAAGACUCAUCCGAUAUUGUAUCAGUUCGUAGCCCACCUUUACCAAAUAAAAUUAGUCAAUCAGUCAUACCAUUUUACUUUUUAAACGGUAAUAUUAGUGGUGAAAAACCAGAGAAAUCAGCAUCCUCGUCAAGUGGCAAUGGCAACACCCAUGAUAAAUCAUCAACCAAAAACAGCAGAUUUUUAUUUGACUAUACAAAUGGUAUAUUAUAUCAUUACCAAUUUGAUAGAGAAUCUAUUAGAAAACUAUUUGAAGUGGGUAUGGACCCUGGCACCGAUAUUCAAGCAAUUCAUUUAGCAAUUAUCCAUAUGAACGAUGUAGAAUUAGGCUCCUCCAUUAUAACACAUGCUGCCAAAAACAACUUAAUCACCACAGAUCUAUUAAAAGAAUAUAUUUUAGCCAGUACAUAUCAUACCCUUAAAAACACCCAGUUAGAGAAUGCUAUUGGUAAUGUUUCAUAUUUAGAUUCCUUUUAUCUUCAAGCACUACCAAUAUCAUGCGCAGAAUCUAUCGACAUACAUACAACCAACAGAAAACUUAAGGAUUUAGAAGUCACACCAAUUAAUACAAACAUACCAAACAAUCUACUUUUAAAAGAGGAGAAUAGAAAGAGACUACGUUCAUUUGAGGUUACAAAGAAUGAAAUUAUGAACAAAGAUGGUCCAUCGUUUAGUGGUUUCUGGAGAAACUUUUUUGGUAUAGAUGAUGACUUUGUUGUAGUGGAUCCAAUGAAAAAAGAUAUAGGUAAACCAAGUGGUAUCAUGAGCAAUGGUUCAAAAUUCCUUAGCGAUCCAAAUCUAUUUGAAAACUAUCAAGAAGAUCCAUUAAGAGAUUUGCCACACUAUAUUUCAACAUUAACAGAAUUCCUCCACAGUGUUUCACAAAAGGAAAAUAAAGAACGUUUAAAUGAUUGGGCCAAUUGCUUCCGUCACAUUCAAAUUAAUGUAGUUAACAAUCUUUAUAAAACCAUUAAAAUAUGCUAUGGUUUCCAUCACAACAAUAGUCCAACCAAUCAAAUGGCAACACAGCAACAAUCAAAUACAAUUGGUGAAAUGAAACAUAGUACACGUUUAAUUCUAUUCCAAGUUAUGGAAAAACUUUACUCUGCUAUCGAAGAAUUGUAUUGCCCCUUCCCAAAAGAUUUUUAUACACAAUUUACAACAUUAGGUUUCUAUUGUCUUCAAAGACCAAUCUUUUUACAAUUUUUACAAAAAGGAAUCUUUGUUAUAACUGGUCAAUUUGUCAAAGUAUUAUUUAAAGAGUUCCCUACCAAAGAGAAUCUAACAGAGGAACAAAGAAAUUUCAUAAACCAAAUUGUGCUUCAACUACGUGACCAAGAAAGUGUUAUUGAAUUGCUAUCAGCUGAUCUUGUUAAUACCAAUAUCAUUGUUGAACACCUAAUAUCGCUAGCAACCCAAAAUAUUCAUCCAAAAGCAUCAUUAGACCCAAAUACAGAUCAAAUAGCAGAAUAUCAAGACACCAAAUUUAUUCCAUUAUACUUUUUACAAGAUUUCCUUAGAUCAUUAGCAUUACAUACACCCAGCUAUGUUAACCUAUCGAACUCCACAUCAGCUCAACAAUUAUUAGCCAAUCAACCACCAACACCACAAUCACCAAAUGGUAAAUUCCACACACCUCCAACAUCACCAAUUAGAAUCUCAAACAAUGGUAAUAAUAAUCAAUCCAUGUCAUCAUCAUACCAGCCAUUCUCCUGCUCCCCUGUUAUUAAUAACCCACACCAUCUUUCAAGCUCCAGUGGCAAUCUAAGUACAAGUUUAAGUGGUGCAAAUUUAGGAACAAGUUUAAAUGGUUCAAUCAUUGUUAAUUCAAAUGGUAGUGGUAACAGUAACGUAAAUACAAAUAUAACCUCCUCAAACAAUCCAAUUUAUUUAAAUAGAAAUCAUAUUCAAAGAGCAUAUAAUUUUUUGGACAAUAAUUCAGAUAAAAUUUUAGAUCAAUUAUUUUCAAAUAUUUAA